CCGGAUGCCAAACCCCUCUAUUGUCAAGAUUAUAAACAGGAAGAUACGAGGAUGUUUCUGGACAAAAUGUAUUUGGGAUUCAAGCUAACAGCAAUUUCACUCAUCACAAGCUUUUUGCAUUUCUCAAGCCCAAGUUCUCGCAACAUCUAUGGCCUCUUCACCUCCACCAUCUGGCCAUUUGGAGAAUGCUAACGACUCAGAUACACGGCGCCUAGCUCCUCCGCCCUACGAUGACUAUGAACCUCGAGUAAUCGACGAACGGGAUGAAGCCGAGCUCAAUGAGGCCUUCUACGCAUUGGAUCUAUGCUCUUCACCAACAGAACCUACGGUCGACACGUGCUUGGCGCAUCUCAAGCUACUUUUCGCAUUCGAAGAGCUGAAGAUCAAGAUUGGCAACACUGAUGGUCUAUGGGAUAUAUGGGACUCUCGAGCCAUCAGUCCGUCCGGGGGAUCAUCUGUGAAUCCGACCGACAUCCUCUCAAGCUGCGCGAGAAGAGAUGGGCAGUGUAUGUGGCGAGGGCAAUUGAUCGAUAUGAGGCUUGGUGGGCCAGCUUUGUACCAGAUAUGCUUCGGGUCGCGAACAUGUUGACUGCAGCUGAAGAUGAUGAUGCAUUUCACUAUGAAAGCUUUACAUCUCAGAGUCAGCCGAUCAAAUGGACACCCGAUAGCCUUCCACCAUUGGAUGUCCUCCUUGUUUGGCAUGCUCACAUGCUAAACCCCAGAAAUUUUCUCGAGGACUGCCUGCGCCAUGGCUACGGUUCAUUUUGGUCAGCAGGGAUGCCGUGGGCUCUUUUGAACAGAUCAAUUGACCCACAGUUCCAGUACUGUGUUGCUGAUGGAUGCAAAGACGCCUGGAAGAUCCGAACUGGCCGCGACUGGGUUAAUGAGGUAGGCCCAGCCACAAAACAAAUCCAGUGCCCGGCGUGUUCUGCUAAAAACGAGAUACCCUGGACCACUUGCGGCCAGGGUCAAGACGCGAAAGGUAGUCGGCCUGGUCUCGUGGGGACAGGAUACGGGGAUGGAAAGCUAUCCUGGAUCUGCAACAGCUGCAAAAUGUCCAUUGACCAUGAAGUCCAUCGAUUCACGAAAUUUAGGAACGACGUCAAGAAUCUAGUCAAAAACGACUAUCCAAUGCCUGGCACCAUUAUCGACGCAGAAAAUGGAUUGGUGACGAAGAUCGCCGUGGACAGCGACCAGCUCUUCCCGAAUCGCCUUGUCCGACAAGGCCUCCUCGUCGAAGUCUUGGAAACCAUAAAGCCAGGGUCUUCCGAGAAACCAAGCAUGGAAAAGAUUCGAGAUACGAUUGAGGACAUCACCAGGCAAACAAAGAUCCGCCACAGCAGCACAGAACUCAAGAAGAUCGACAAGGGCAUUUCUGGCCUUGCAACUCUUGGGAAGCACCAUCUUUCCCUUUCGGCUCGCCUCCAUACUAGGAGAAUGAUGUCUCGAUACUGGGAGAAUUCUUCCAUAUUUUCCAUCGAUCUUUGCGGUUGCGUGAUGCGCCAGGGAGUUUUCACGAACAAAAUGUUCAAGAUUGAUUGGUUGCACACUAGUACGGCACGGGAGACAAUGCUGAAGCUCCUCAGCAAGUAUGAGCGGUUCAUCGAGAUCAUCGCCACACAUCCAAACAAGGUGGUAGUGCCAACACUCGACAUUGACUUAGCAUGGCAUACGCAUCAACUCAGCCCUCAAGUUUACUUCAACUUCACCGUCAACAAAACUUCGUCCUUUAUCGACCAUAAUGACAAAGUUGACGAAGAUCAACUAGCUAUAUCUUUUGAGUGGAUGAGCAAGAUUUACCAGGAGACGUACGGAGAAGAUUAUGCACAAUGCACCUGUUGGUUUUGUGAAAGUAUUCGAACUAUGAAUCCCACGAGCAGCAAAUCGGCUGAAAGUGGGAAGCCAAAGCCCGCAGUCAUCCAACAACCACCUCCCAGUGAGCCAGCACACAUAUCCUCUCACCCUGCAAUGCAAGUCGAAAGGGAAACAAACAGUCAUCGCCGCACUCAAAAGUUUCUGUUUCACAAUAAAUUGAGCGAAUCCUAUGACAAAGCACGAGGUCGUACGCAGAAAGGCUUCAGGUCUUUAUUCAGUCAGACCGCUCGCUCAGGCCCAUCCGGCAACCCGAGGACAAUUGGUCCUCGUGGUGAAGACUCAUGCGAGCACUGGGGCAAGACCAUUCCAAUAUCCGGUCCGUGGACUUCUCAGACGCUGGCUACGUUGACUGCUGAGAUGUAUGCAACGUCGCCGGGGACAUUUCAUACCCAGCAUGGAAAGCCUGGUGCCUGCGCGGCCGGUACCUGCGGAGGACAAGGGCGUUGUGCAUCAGGAGCUGUGUCUGUUUGUGGGGCUGGAUGUACCGGGACCGCAAGAGAUGGGCUCACUGCUGCGUGAUAUGGUGGCGGCUAGGUAUAUAAAGUUGGUCAUUAGACUUCGUUCAUAUCCAACUAAGAUUGUUGGUGUUACGUAGGGAUUGUUUCAGCCGGCGAAUCCUUUCUCGCUGUCUACUAUGGGUCAAAACAUCAGUCCAAGUUCGUGGGUCUCUGAACUUUCGAAGCCAUAUUCAUGCCAGGAUCAAGAACUGAAGAGAAUAGUG
Molecule: messenger RNA, 2596 nt
Organism: Ilyonectria robusta
Lineage: Eukaryota; Fungi; Ascomycota; Sordariomycetes; Hypocreales; Nectriaceae
Exons: 8
Coding region: 409-2394 (661 amino acids)
Source: RefSeq, a predicted model, not a curated record